UGUCCUCCGCACAUGAAGCUGAUGACGUCAUUCAAACCUCACUCAGUUUUAUCCGCGGGGUCUUUAAAAACCAAGUUCUCCUCCUCAACAGCAACUUCCUCAACUCGGCAACACUCAAAACGAUACGAUCAGCAUGGCCUCAGUCACUCCGCUCCCAUCCACCACACGCUAUCCCUGCUCCACCCUCACCAAGCCCGCCGAUUAUCCCGGGGUCUUCCUCUUGGAACUCCACUCUCCUCCAGACAACCGCAUGACCGAACAUUUCAUCACAUCUAGUUUGAUUGCUCCUCUCUUGGACGUGGAACGAGAAUACCGAGCUUCCUUGCUCGGCUUACUGACAACCCCACCACCAGGAGACUCUCAAGGAUGGAAGACACCCCUCACACCCGGCCAAUAUGCUCUCGUAACCUGUGGAGCACGAGACAAAAACAGGAUCUACAGUAACGGGCUCGACUUGAAUGAGGCCUUGGCCUUGGACCAUUUCUUCCAACAUGUCUUGAAUCCAUUGUAUGCCAAAUUAUUGGCGUUCCCGAUACCUACAGUAGCAGCCAUCAAUGGUCAUGCAUUCGCGGGCGGCUUCUGUUUAGCAUUAGUUCAUGACUUCAGGAUCAUGAAGGACAACGAGCAAAAAGGGAGGGCGUUGAUGGCGAUGAAUGAGGCGGAGUUUGGGGCGCCGAUUCCAUUGGGUCUCAUAUCCAUCGUCGAAACUAAAUUCCCUUCAACUACUUUGGCCGCUAAAUGCUUGGCCGAGGCGCAUCGUUUUGUUGCCAAAGAAUCAUUAGAACUAGGGAUCGUCGAUGCGUUGGCUCCUGAAUCUGAGGUGGUUAACAACUCCCUAAGAUUAGCCUUCGAGAAAUCGAUCCGAGCGUCUACCGGAGUAUAUGGGAUGAUCAAAGAAUCGGUGUAUCGAAAGACGCUCGAAACCUUGGGCUCCAGUGGCAGUGGAAAUGCGGAUGUCAAGUCGGUCCACACGAGCCGGUUGAAGCAACUCUCCGGCCACAAAUCCGGCGCCUCAAAGCUCUGAUUUCCUCCUCCACAUUUCACCCCCCGCCCCCUUUUUUUAGAUAAAUGUAUGCACUCUUGGGGCUAGCUUGGCUUUGUUUUUCUCCUUGUAUUCUUGUGUAUCGGUAUCGUGAUCGGGCGUCCAAACGGAUUAUUCCAUUCUCUCUCUCUCUCUCCUUCAUUGGCUUCAGAUAUAGAUUGUAUAUAGAUGUAAGCCUGUUGCUUUUUUUUUGUGGUGGUCAGCGAUUGGGUAUCAGCCGAUCCCUUUGUCCUUUGGACUUGGUCGGAUAAAGCAUCUCCUCUCAAUAUAGAUUUGGCUUUUUUUUGUGAUUGGAAAAGUGACUCUCAUGUUUGUUUAUUCUUGGUAUAUGUUGGUUGUAUCUGGUUUGUAGACUCGAGGGAUUGACGGGCAAUGGCAAUGAUUGGAUGACUGGGUAUUGACCAU
This is a messenger RNA of Puccinia graminis f. sp. tritici CRL 75-36-700-3, 1447 nucleotides long. RefSeq lists its product as uncharacterized. Gene Ontology annotation, molecular function: delta(3)-delta(2)-enoyl-CoA isomerase activity; enoyl-CoA hydratase activity. Lineage: Eukaryota; Fungi; Basidiomycota; Pucciniomycetes; Pucciniales; Pucciniaceae. Bases 134 to 1024 code for a protein of 296 amino acids. The transcript has 8 exons. The record is from RefSeq and is a predicted model, not a curated record. Gene Ontology annotation, biological process: fatty acid beta-oxidation. Gene Ontology annotation, cellular component: peroxisome.